UGGUGUCUACGACUACUGCAUCCAAUUAUGUACAUUUCCAUUUUCUUGUAUUCUAUUCAAUUCUAUUCUAUCAACUCGGUCUCAUGGCUCAACUUCAACUCACCAACUCGCUCUCUCUCCACCACCACCACCACUACCUUCCCAGACCAAACCCUAAUCCCAUGCUCAUUCCCCUCUCUUCCCAAUCCCUAAUUCUCCAUCACCAUCUUCACCUUCCAUCCCCAAUCGCUUUCUUCUUCACCAAACGAAAACCCAUCCUCCGGUUCACCCGCCGAACCGGCUCACUGGCUAACCCGCGCGUCAUUUUUGCGGCCGUCGGUCAGGCUGAACCGGAACGUCUUCCACAACCCAAUGCCCAAAAGGAGGAUUUACUCUUGAAAUCUGAACAGCAGGUUAGUCAGUUAAGGAACAGAAUUGUCUUUGGACUUGGCAUUGGGAUUACCGUGGGUGGUGUUGUUUUGGCCGGUGGAUGGGUUUUCACGGUUGCCAUGGCUGCUGCUGUCUUUGCUGGCGCACGGGAAUAUUUUGAAUUGGUUCGGAGUCAUGGAAUUACUGAAGGAAUGACACCACCUCCGCGCUAUGUGUCACGAGUCUGCUCUAUCAUCUGUGCCUUAAUGCCGUUGUUUAUCAUGUAUCGAGGUCAUAUUGAUGUUUCUGUGACUUCUGCUGCUUUUGUUCUAGCCAUGGCAUUACUCUUACAAAGAGGAAGUCCCCGUUUUGCACAGCUAAGUAGUGCCAUCUUUGGGCUAUUUUAUUGUGGAUAUCUUCCCUGCUUUUGGGUUAAGCUUCGAUGUGGUUUAGCAGCUCCAGCCUUGAACACAAGAAUAGGAGCAACAUGGCCUGUACUUCUUGGUGGUCAAGCUCAUUGGACAGUUGGUCUUGUAGCAACUUUGAUUUCCAUAAGCAGCAUAAUUGCAGCUGAUACAUUUGCAUUUCUUGGUGGCAAGGCAUUUGGUAGAACACCACUUACUAGUAUAAGUCCAAAGAAGACAUGGGAGGGUACUAUUAUAGGCUUCUGUGGGUGUAUAGUUACUUCUGUUGUACUAUCAAAAAUUUUCAGCUGGCCAAUAUCAAUAUCAAGCGCAAUAGCUCUUGGUGUUCUGAAUUUCUUUGGGUCUGUUUUUGGUGAUCUCACUGAAUCAAUGAUCAAACGUGAUGCGGGUGUGAAAGACUCUGGCUCCCUAAUACCUGGUCAUGGUGGGGUACUAGACAGAGUGGACAGUUAUGUGUUCACGGGUGCACUGGCAUACUCUUUCAUCAAAACCUUUCUACCGCUUUAUGGAGUAUGACUGAAAAAGUGUUAGGUGGUAUCUGCAUGGCAUGUUCACUGAGAAUGUUGACAUGUUGUCAUUGGCAGUGAAUUGAAAUUAAAUAUUUGUGGAAACCCCUGGAUAUUUUUCAUGGGAUCAAACGACAAGAUGAUGGUUUCAUAAAUUUGGAUAAGCAUGUAGAAUGGAAAAGAUAGAUUUAUCUGAUGAUCAUCAGAAAGAGAAGAAGCAGGAAUUUUCUUAUCAUCCCAAGCCAAGUUGACCACAGUUUAUGGCUGCUGCUUAUUCGAAUUUACAUCAGGUCUCAGAUAUCAGGACUAAGCAGGGUACCGCAGGUUGUGCUGUGAACUGUAAAUAGCCACAAUUGGCUUUGAAAGAGAAGGGACUGCUGCACUUGCUCUUAACUUUUUUGAUGUCUCACUAACCAAUGUCAUAAUGGCACUGUAGAGUGUAGAGCAAUCGUCAAAAAUCUUUUGAUGCUGGUAAUUUUUUGUUAUUUUGUCAUUUAUACUAGCCUCAUUGUAUUUUAGUGUUAAAACUACCAUUCACAUAAUAAUUGUCUUAAUUUAUU
Molecule: messenger RNA, 1839 nt
Organism: Gastrolobium bilobum
Lineage: Eukaryota; Viridiplantae; Streptophyta; Magnoliopsida; Fabales; Fabaceae
Product: phosphatidate cytidylyltransferase 4, chloroplastic-like
Exons: 8
Coding region: 84-1289 (401 amino acids)
Cellular component (GO): membrane
Molecular function (GO): transferase activity, transferring phosphorus-containing groups
Source: RefSeq, a predicted model, not a curated record